CUUCGUUUACAAUAAAGGCCAUAGCUAGCUAGUGGAUUCUGCUCUUGACUUGUCUCAAGUCGGCAAAGAAGUCAAGUGAUGAUAUCAUCUAAAGAUAUUCCAAGCCUCGACACUGACGUCAUCCAAAACAAUUUUCCACAAACACUAGAUUCAUUCCAUGGAAAGUUUUUUUUUCCACAAGCAUGAUUUACAGUUCAAUGCUGUAGAUCCUGACGAACCAACAAGGGGUCUAGUCACUACUCUCGCUUCUCGAUAAACCCACUUCUUUCUCCCCAACUCCAUAUCCAUACAAGAUUAUCAAAAUUCCAGCACUUCUACCGUCCUCCAAAAUGAAGUUCAAAACCGUUUCUAUAUUUUCCUUCUCUUUUAUUGCUCUCUACUUCACUGUGGCCACUGCUGCCAUUAUUAACAUUCGAAACAACUGUCCCUACACGGUCUGGGCUGCAGCCGUGCCCGGUGGUGGCAGGCAGCUGGACAGAGGUGGAGUCUGGGACCUAAACGUGAACCCUGGCACCACAGGAGCUCGUGUCUGGGCUCGAACCAAGUGCCAAUUCGAUGGUGUCGGGCGUGGCAGAUGCGAAACCGGUGACUGUGGGGGGCUCCUCCAGUGCCAGGCCUAUGGUGCACCCCCCAACACCCUGGUUGAAUACGCAAUAAACCAGUUCAAUAGCUUGGAUUUCUUCGAUAUCUCUUUAGUUGAUGGAUUUAAUGUUCCUGUGGACUUUAGUCCAGCUUCUGGGGGGUGCACCCGGAGUAUUAGAUGCACGGCAGAUAUCAUAGGGCAGUGCCCUCAUCAAUUGAAAGCUCCGGGUGGGUGCAAUAACCCUUGCACCGUUUUCAAGACUGAUCAGUAUUGUUGCGUGUCUGGGAACUGUGGUCCUACGGAUUUUUCCAGGUUCUUCAAGACAAGGUGCCCCGACGCUUACAGUUACCCUAAAGAUGAUCAAACAAGCAUGUUUACUUGCCCUGGUGGGACUAACUACAGGGUUGUGUUCUGCCCUUGAAAUGUAAUUGCCUUGUGCUUUAUGUACUUGCCGUAAUUAACGGGACAGAGCCAAUUAAUAAAAGGCUAAAGUCAAUAUAGUACAAAGUUUAUCUUUAGGAACUGCAUGAUGUCAAAGUAAAAAUUGCAAAAAUCUCAACCAAAUUGCCCAACGAAAGGUCAUGUUUCCAAACA
Messenger RNA from Theobroma cacao (cacao), 1177 nucleotides. NCBI's taxonomy places the organism in Eukaryota, Viridiplantae, Streptophyta, Magnoliopsida, Malvales, Malvaceae. The record is from RefSeq and is a predicted model, not a curated record.